GGCACUUGAACAACCAGCAGCACCACCCCCUCUCAUGGCUAUGUUCAAGUUAUAGUUGGAGGAAUUCCGGUGUGUUUUUCGAUGAAGAUGAAGAAAGAAGACAUCACUCGAGGACUAAAGUUCGGCGGUGCUCUAAAGAAAGAUGAUGUAACGGCUUGCGUGGGAAACAAAGUUUUGCCCGUUAAUGAAUCGACCACCACAUCUUCAUCGUCAAAAAACCCGAAUUCUAUUCUUGAUAUGAUGAACAAAAAAGGAGAUAAAACAAAAACCAUGUCUAGAAUGAAAGAGUUGUUGAGGUGGGCUGCUGCUGCCAAAUCUGAAAAGGGUGGGAAAUACAUUGCAAGAAAGGUGUCUCAGUUUAGAAACAAAGUGACACUGAAAACAAUACAAGAUGAUGAUAAAAUGACCAACGACUCUCCAAAGAUUAGUUUCAGAUGGGAAGUAGAAAGUUGUUCGACAUUUUCGUCUGCAUUAUCGGUUUCUUCGACAAAUAAGAAUGAUCAACACGUUAACUUUGAAAUUCAUUCGAAUCCUGAUGGAAAUUCGAGCAUUGUAACCUUGAGAUCAGGAAGCUGGAUCACAACCGAUUCAGAUUUUGUUGUGUUGGAGCUUUAACUGGCGUACGACAUUAUAAUGUAAUGUUUUUUUGUUUGGGACUUCCAGCUUCCUGCUGGUCCCUUUGUUCUAUUUUAUGAUUAUAAUAAAAUAGUUGCGGUUCAAAAAAAAAACUGUGGUAUGAGUAACAAGUGAAGCUUAUGAAAAUUAACUGGUUUUAAGGAUGGAGACGGUUAGAAGUUAUUGUUAAAAUCUUAUGUUGUUUUCUUAAGACAAAUGUUUAUGUUA
Molecule: messenger RNA, 843 nt
Organism: Helianthus annuus (common sunflower)
Lineage: Eukaryota; Viridiplantae; Streptophyta; Magnoliopsida; Asterales; Asteraceae
Exons: 3
Coding region: 82-615 (177 amino acids)
Source: RefSeq, a predicted model, not a curated record